AUGGCCAACCAUGAAGACGGUUGGCAUGGAGAGAAGCACUUGAAUAUUACAGGCAUUGAUUUGAAGAAGUUGUCAGAGAAAGAAAGAUGGAGGGUGGAGCAUCAGAUGCUGCACGAGAAGCACCGUGGGCACGAGUCCAUGCAUGCGGAGAUGGCCAUUGUCCUGCUGAUCACACUCGUUGUGGCCCAGAUUUUCCUGGUCCAGUGGAAGGCCAGACAUUUCAGAUCAUACCAGAAAGCCACCCUGGUAGGCAUGUGGCUAAUUCCUGUGAUCAUCAGCAUCAAGUUUGAGUGGUGGCGCUUCUGUGUCUUCUGGACAGUUUUCUCCUUGACAACAGCAUACGUGACAUACAAGGCAUCCAGGAAGCCUCUGUCUGGAUCCACCCCUCGGUGGGUGUACAAAUGGUUUCUGCUCCUGUAUAAAGUCAGCUAUGCCUCAGGGAUCCUGGGCUACCUGGUCAUCAUGUUCACCAUCUUUGGCCUCAACAUGCUGAUCAUGGUCAAGCCACAGACGGCCAUGGAUUUUGGCCUCCUGCUGCUGUUUUAUGGGCUCUACUUUGGAGUGGUGUCUCGGGAUUUUGCUGAAGUCUGUGCAGAUACCAUGGCAGCUCAUAUAGGGUAUUACUCAGCCACUGGCUUGCCAGCCAAGAGGUUGGACCCAAACAUGUGUGCUGUGUGUGGCAAUGAGAUCUACAUCAUGAACAAUGAAGAUGCGGUCAUUGAGAAAACCAUCAAACUCAACUGUGGCCACAUUUUUCAUGAAUUUUGUAUACGAGGCUGGUGCAUUGUUGGUAAGAAGCAGACGUGUCCAUACUGUAAGGAGAAAGUGGAUCUCAAGCGUAUGUUCCCAGGACCAUGGGAGCGGCCACACGUGAUGUAUGGAAAUCUGCUGGACUGGAUUCGAUAUUUAGUAGCAUGGCAACCAGUAAUUAUUGGGAUAGUUCAAGUUAUUAAUUGGUUUUUGGGUCUAGAGUAA
Messenger RNA from Candidula unifasciata, 975 nucleotides. Lineage: Eukaryota; Metazoa; Mollusca; Gastropoda; Stylommatophora; Geomitridae. The record is from the annotation of a GenBank genome assembly.